Molecule: messenger RNA, 3293 nt
Organism: Folsomia candida
Lineage: Eukaryota; Metazoa; Arthropoda; Collembola; Entomobryomorpha; Isotomidae
Product: NAD kinase
Exons: 12
Coding region: 1453-2901 (482 amino acids)
Biological process (GO): NADP+ biosynthetic process; NAD+ metabolic process
Molecular function (GO): NAD+ kinase activity
Source: RefSeq, a predicted model, not a curated record
AAUUCCAAUUGAUUGGUUCUCUGUUUGAUAUCCUCAUUAAACGCAGAAGCGGUUCCUAAUAUGUUCAGUCAGUUCAGUAGUUUGUUCUUUACAGGAUAGACUUCUUGACUUGGUGCUUGCGGUGUGGUAACAAAUAACACAAUCACAUACCCGUUUCUCCGUUUCUCCGACUCUGCUAAUUUCAUGCUUUAUUACCAAGUUCCUUCUACAAAAGCUUGAAUCGGAGAAAUAAAGCAGUUUCAUUCAACACAAAACGCUACUGGGUAUCCAUUACUACAUACCAACCACCACGGUAAUUUUUGUGCAAACUCAUUUAUAAGUAUUCCGUUCCAUUUUUUUAUUUCGAGCAGUGUAUACAUAGUUAAUUCAUCUAUCGGUACUCAAAUCUGGAAAAUGCUGGCUAGUUAACCCAUAAUAAAUUCACACAUACACGUAAAUAUACAAGUUGUGUCAUGCGGAAAUAGCAGGGUAUCAAAUUUAGCAGGAAAUACAUCAGUUUCAAACGAUGGUAGUAGAUAAAAUCGGAAAUACUUACACAGGUCGAGCGAGAGUACAAUAAUAUUUACAUUUACUGUGCAACAAGAGACCUGAAUCUUUACGUGUUGUUAAUAUUUGAGCAUAUAACGUAGGUUUUAGAAGUCUCCACUCAAACAGUCUGGAAUAUUGACAAUUUAUACUACAUACAUACUUUCAUCAUCAGUAUGGGAAAAUCCCAUAUUAGUUCACGUGGCUUAUGGCUUAUACUCUUAAACUUUGUACUCAUGACUCAUUUUUCUACUGAAUUGUACCCUACUUUAUUUGAGAUGGGUUUAAUGUUGACUCCGAAUUGAGCAAUACAUGGGAUAAGCCUGUGUCUAUAGCCACAUUAGCAGUUCACGUUAUUACGCUGUUGUUAUGUUUAACAUAUUAUGGAAUGAUAUUUAGCUUUUCAUCGUCAUCUCACGAGUCUCUCUCUGCAUCAGUAUUACAUUUCAUAUCACUUGUUGCAAUUAGCGUUGCUACAUCAGGUAAACAAUUAAGCAGAGCAAUCCAUUCGUCAUUUAUCACCAUGCAUUGUAUGACCAGCAAAUUUUGUUGACCCCAUUAGAAUUACAAUUACUAUGUCCCAUCAUCAUAUUGUAAUCAACCCAGUAGUCAUUUAGUGUUUCUAUAUCGGAAAGCUAUUGGUUGAUGCUGCUCAUCCUGUCCGUUGAAUACCAAAACAAACUGAAAUCACUCUGUUUGUUGAACAAUGCAUAACAUAGUGCUGGUUGAUUUCAAGAAUGUGCUGCAUACAACCAUCAUUCAUUCACAUCACCAAGCGUUGACAGAGGAUAAUGUGUCGCAACGGAGUUCAUAUUAAUUGAAUAGCCUUUUCCAGCUACGUAGCCUGAUUACAUGUGUGCAGGCAUGAAAACUAAAACCAAUUCGUAAACAGAGGCAAACUUUUUUUAAAACAAAGCACCAGGCAAAAUGGGAAUUCAAUCUCGGCCAUCAUUGUACGGCUCCCACUUGAACCUAUCAUCAGGUCAUGGUUCUCCGACGGCUUCUUCCACUGGACAUUUUGCCAGACAAAAGUUGUUGCUGGCCAAGGCUAGAGAUUCGGAAAACAGUUUAACUAGCGAUGAAGAGGAUUUUCUACUUUCUACAAAGGACGACGACUUGAUUGAAAGAAGAAAGCGAUCAGGAACUUGGCCACGAACACGAUCCCUGAAUGCCCCCUCUCCAAUUCAACAAUUUGGACCAUGUGGGAGAAUUAUGAAGAAUUCCGCAAUGGUAAUGCAAGUUCAAGAUCAAGAUCCUGCAUUUCAAAGGUUGACCUGGUACAAAACCCCGCUGACAGUUCUUGUUAUAAAGAAGGUCCGAGAUGUAGCAGUCGUCAUCCCAUUUGUCCAUUUGAUUGAGUGGCUUAUAAAUAACAAACGCAUGGUGGUGUAUUGUGAAGAAGCCGUUAAGGAUGACAAGAGUGUCACAGGAAAUUCAAAAUUUGAUGAACUACAGGACAAGUUAAUGUAUUUCAGGGAAGGUCGCGAUGACCUUACUGAUAAAAUUGACUUCAUCAUUUGCUUGGGAGGUGAUGGGACUCUUCUCUAUGCGUCAUCAUUGUUCCAGCAAUCUGUUCCACCUGUGAUGGCAUUCCAUUUGGGAUCAUUGGGUUUCUUAACACCGUUCCUCUUUGACAACUUUGAAGAGAAAGUAACCAACGUCUUGGAGGGGAACGCUGCCCUUACCUUGAGAAGUAGAUUGAAAUGUACUCUGAAACGACGACAGUCUACUGAUGCCACUGCAGAUACUGGACAUAUUACCAGUAACGGACAGGUUUCCCAGAACGGAAUUGGAAUUCAUACCAGUCUAACGAAUGGGUCUAACAAUAGAUCUAACAAUUCACCCAUGAACUUUCUCGUGCUUAACGAAGUGGUUGUUGAUCGUGGACCAAGUCCAUAUUUGUCCAACGUAGAUUUAUUUAUUGACGGCAAGCAUGUGACAGUAGUUCAAGGAGAUGGACUUAUUGUUUCCACCCCCACUGGAAGCACUGCAUAUGCUGUUGCUGCAGGUGCGUCUAUGAUCCACCCAUCAGUUCCUGCCAUUAUGAUCACACCGAUAUGUCCUCACUCUCUGUCUUUCCGACCGAUUGUGGUACCCGCUGGAGUCGAACUAAAGAUAAAAAUAUCCCCUGACAGCCGUAAUACUGCUUGGGUAUCCUUCGAUGGACGAAACAGGCAAGAGUUACAUCAUGGGGAUGCACUAUCCGUUACCACCUCUGUAUAUCCCGUUCCUUCCAUCUGUGCUCAAGACCAAAUUUCCGACUGGUUUGACUCUUUGGCCGAUUGUCUGCAAUGGAAUGUUCGCAAAAGACAAAAGACGUUUGAUGAAGAUAACUGCACAACAGAUUCAUCCGGUUAUGAUAUUAUGGAUACCUGAAUCUCUAGUAUUGUAGCCUACCUGAUUUAUGUAAUUCACAAGUAUUUAGGUGGUAUUUUGGUGGUUAAAGUAUUUGUAUCCCACAUACACUUUUUCUCAUAUGAAUAUAUGUGUUUAACCGAACUCGACACUGGUUGUCUUUAUGAUCUAGCUACAUAUAUGUGUUUAUCGAUUGCUGCUUUAUAUAUUUAGUAAUAGUUCGGUAUACUUGCAUAUUUAAAAUAUAUAAAAAAUAGUAAUCGAAGUUUAUUGUAACAAACGGGAACAAAUCAUGAUAUCUUCCGCAACUCCGUUGUAUUCUGAACAAUGUAACUUUGAAUAACCUUUUACAGUCACUCAGUAAAAAAUUUGAAAUAAACGCUAAAUUUAUAUCAUUUCUAAAAAAAACAAUU